AUGAGUUACACUCCAAGUCAAUCACCAAAGAGUGCAACGUCUACACAGACUAGUCCCUCACGGUACUCCAAAGCCACGCACUUGACAGAGUUUUAUCCAUAUUUAAACGGUGGUCAAAUCAAAAAAGAACAUAGUCGACAAUCAUCAACAAAUUCCAUAACAACAGGUGGUCAUGGUGAUGGUCCAAGUCCAAGGUCAAGAGGUGGUCCAGGUUCUGAUAGAAGACCUUCUUUUAGUACGAUGAAUUCAUUCAACUCAUUUUCUCCUUCAACUUUAGAUUUACAAACUUUAGUCACCAAGACUGAUAUAAAUAAAACAACUGAAGCUUAUAAUGAAAUAUUAUCAACUUCAAAAGAAUAUAGAGAUGCUUUAUUAAAAGUGAGUGAAGCUGCUGGAAAUUUUGGUGCUGCCUUGGAGAAUGGUGCCAAGUGUAAAGGUUCUGGAAAUUCUGCAGAUGGAUUAUUAAGUGCAAGUGGACUUUAUUUUCUUGUUGCAAAUCAUCAACAAAUAUUAGCACAUAGUGUUAAAAAUUCAUUUGAAGAACCCAUAUUAAAAGAAAUUAAUCAAUUUAAAUUGAAAACUUCCAAAAAUGAUGAAAUUUUCAAAAAUAAUAUAAAAGAAAAAAUAACAUUAUUGAAAAAACAAGAAUAUGAAAAUUCAAAAUUAUCAAAAUUGAAAACAAGAAAUUUAAUUACAUAUAGAUCAAAAUUACAACAAUUAACUUCUCAUAUUGAUGAAAUUGAUAAAGUUAAACAUGAUUAUUAUCAAUCUUCAUUUGACUUGGUCCAAGAUACUUCUCAAAAUAUCUUAAAACAAGUUGGUUCAAUAGUUCGUGCUCAAGUGGAAAUUUAUGAAGGUAUAGCAAGGAAAGGUUGGUCUGGUGGAGGAUUAGAUGAAUUAUUAGCUGGAUGUCCUGAUCCUUUCACUAAUGAAGAUGAUGAUGAUGAUUAUGAUAAUGGGAGAUAUAGUAAUAAUGGUAAUGAUGAUAAUGAUGAUAAUAAUGAUAAUAAUGAUAAUAAAUUGGAAGAACCACAAUAUGAAGAUAAUGACAAUGACAAUGAUGAUAUUGAUGAUGAUGAUGAUGAUACUAUAGGACCAAUACCACAAUUGAAACCACAAUCUUUAUCAUCAACAACAAAUGGUUUAUUUAUUCAAUCUAAAUCUUCAACAUCAAAUCCAACAUUAAGUCAUUCAACAUCAACAAAAUCAUUUGAAAAAACAUUAAAUUCAAAUGAUGUAUUACAUUCAAGUACUCCAAGACAAUUUUCACCAGAACCUAAUAAUAUUGAUGAUUCAUUUGAUGAUAAUUCAUUUUCUUUACCAUUACCAGGUUCUUCAUCAAGAAAUAAUAUUAAAUCAACACCAAAAGAAAUUGAUAAUUCAUCACCAAAAAAGGAAGCAGAUCAUGAGCUUAAAGAAGAUGAUGAAGAUCAAGGAUCACCAGCUACAAAACUACGAAAAGAAUUAUAUCCAUCACAUUCAGAAUGGAAUUCAGAUCAAGAUACUUCAGGGAAUGAAAGUGAAAUAGGGAAAUUAGGAGCAGGAAUUUCACAAACAAGUUUACCAAAAGAAUAG
Molecule: messenger RNA, 1575 nt
Organism: Hansenula ciferrii
Lineage: Eukaryota; Fungi; Ascomycota; Saccharomycetes; Phaffomycetales; Wickerhamomycetaceae
Gene: IVY1
Product: Ivy1p
Exons: 1
Coding region: 1-1575 (524 amino acids)
Biological process (GO): vacuole fusion, non-autophagic
Cellular component (GO): fungal-type vacuole membrane
Molecular function (GO): phospholipid binding
Source: RefSeq, a predicted model, not a curated record